Molecule: messenger RNA, 7278 nt
Organism: Leishmania major strain Friedlin
Lineage: Eukaryota; Euglenozoa; Kinetoplastea; Trypanosomatida; Trypanosomatidae
Product: proteophosphoglycan ppg1
Exons: 1
Coding region: 1-7278 (2425 amino acids)
Molecular function (GO): protein binding
Source: RefSeq, a predicted model, not a curated record
AUGACACUCCAGCAAUUCUCCGCUCAAGGGGCGCGUCGCACGCCGAAGCGGCAAUGGCAACCCGCGGUGCCCAAGUUGAUAAUAGUAGCCGUUACUGUUCUGGCUAGCUUCGUUAGCGGCACCACAGCAGCAAACCCGUGCAUUAUGGGUGGGAAACCUGCUGCUCUGAUAGAGAAGGUAGUCGACUGCACCGGGCGCGACACCAUCCCGUUUUACACAGUCGAACAGCAGGCGAACACGUUGGCGUUCCUGGCCGAGUUCCCCUACACUAUCGCCGCUCUCAGCAAGACGUGGGUGUGCCGCAACUUCUGCGAGUGGGAUGGCGUGCAUUGCUCUGCGGAGGGUGUUGAGGUGCGCCUUGAUUCUCGACAAGUUGUCGGCCGGUUGCCAGAGGUGCCCACUGCCGUAGAUGCCGAGCAGGUGAUGGUAACACACUUUGCUGUCGAGGGCGAAGGCGAUGGCAUCAAGGGUGGGCUGCCAGAGAGCUGGAGGAAACUUGGACAGCUCAAGUCUCUGGAGAUCAGUCUCGACUACAGCUCGCCUGCUUCGAAAUCAUUUGAAGUCCAGAAUAACGUCUACACGGUGCGAACCAUGAUUGGUACCGCCAGUAGAAAGGAACUGAACAGGUGCUUCAUUCCCCGCAACGCGGAAAACGUGUCACUCAACAGCAACCGCAUGAGUGGAACCCUUCCACCUAACUUGCCCAUCUGCAAUCCGAAGAUGAAGUACCUUUACCUCCACAAUAACACCGGUCUCCAAGGAACCAUCCCGAAAGAAUGGGGGAGCUGGACCAGUCUCCAAAUUAUCAAUAUCGAGCUAACAAACUUGUGCGGCUGCCCUCCAAAGGAGUGGGAUACGUUCAACCCUUCAGUCAUAGUUCUAGCGGCGGACAGAAUAACCGACCCAGAUCUCUGCAAGAUAAGCUGCAAGGACAGCAGCAGCAGCAGCCCUGAACUGGAGUGUGAUGGCCCCGUUCCGUUUUACACACCAAGUCAGCAAAUGCACACGCGCAAUUUCCUUGAGGCGUUCAAGUAUACAAUCACAGACUUGCAGCCGCUGUGGACGUGCACGAACUUCUGUGUCUGGGAGUAUGUGCACUGCACGCCUGCAGGUGUGGCAUUGGAGAUUACUGGAACACAGUUUUUCGGUUCUGUUCCGGAGGUGCCUGCGGAUGUGAACCCGUCAGAGGUGGUGGUAACCAAGCUUGAUUUCAGCCAUAGCAAGUGGGUGGAGGGCGACUAUCCCAGUAGCUGGGCCUUGCUGACGUCCCUGGAGAACGUAUCCUUUGCAUAUACGUCGAUGUGGGGAACGCUGCCCUCCCGCUGGAGCUCCAUGUCCGCGCUGAAGUACCUCGAUUUCAGCUUCACGUGGACAGGCGGUAGGUUUCCCGAGAGCUGGAGCCGCUUAGCGAACCUGGAGGUACUCCGAUUGGUGCACCUCACAAUUCCAGAUCACCUGCCAGCCUCGUGGAGCAGCAUGAGCGCAUUGCAGGAGCUCGACCUCGACAGCACCGGCGCUUCAGGCACACUACCCCCAUCCUGGGGCGCCCUCACGAACCUCGAGAUUCUAUCCCUAUCCAACAACAACCUUGACGCCACCUUACCAGGAGAGUGGAGCUCGCUAACGCAACUGCGAACCCUGCAUCUGCAUGAUAACCAGCUUUCCGGGACGAUCCCAGAAACCUACAAUGCUAUGAUCACCCUCACCCGCGUCAGCCUGGAGGUCAACCGAUUCUGCGGCUGCCUCCCGAGCACGUGGGCCGAUAAGAAUGGUGUGUCCAUGAUGAUCACCGCUCAACCGGAGCUACUCGCUUCUGACUGCGCGACUGAAAACGCUUGCAAGCCAGAGACUGAAAGUAGCAGCUCCGCGCCGUCGGCGUCCUCGUCGUCUGCGUCGUCCAGCAGCAGCUCCGCGCCGUCGGCGUCUUCGUCGUCUGCGCCGUCCAGCAGCAGCUCCGCGCCAUCGGCGUCUUCGUCGUCUGCGCCGUCCAGCAGCAGCAGCUCCGCGCCAUCGGCGUCCUCGUCGUCUGCGCCGUCCAGCAGCAGCAGCUCCGCGCCGUCGGCGUCCUCGUCGUCUGCGCCGUCCAGCAGCAGCUCCGCGCCGUCGGCGUCCUCGUCGUCUGCGCCGUCCAGCAGCAGCUCCGCGCCGUCGGCGUCCUCGUCGUCUGCACCGUCCAGCAGCAGCAGCUCCGCGCCGUCGGCGUCUUCGUCGUCUGCGCCGUCCAGCAGCAGCAGCUCCGCGCCGUCGGCGUCCUCGUCGUCUGCACCGUCCAGCAGCAGCUCCGCGCCGUCAGCGUCCUCGUCCUCUGCGCCGUCCAGCAGCAGCUCCGCGCCAUCGGCGUCUUCAUCGUCUGCACCGUCCAGCAGCAGCAGCUCCGCGCCGUCGGCGUCUUCGUCGUCUGCGCCGUCCAGCAGCAGCAGCUCCGCGCCGUCGGCGUCUUCGUCGUCUGCACCGUCCAGCAGCAGCAGCUCCGCGCCGUCAGCGUCCUCGUCGUCUGCGCCGUCCAGCAGCAGCAGCUCCGCGCCGUCGGCGUCCUCGUCGUCUGCGUCGUCCAGCAGCAGCUCCGCGCCGUCGGCGUCUUCGUCGUCUGCGCCGUCCAGCAGCAGCUCCGCGCCAUCGGCGUCUUCGUCGUCUGCGCCGUCCAGCAGCAGCAGCUCCGCGCCGUCGGCGUCCUCGUCGUCUGCGCCGUCCAGCAGCAGCAGCUCCGCGCCGUCGGCGUCCUCGUCGUCUGCGCCGUCCAGCAGCAGCUCCGCGCCGUCGGCGUCCUCGUCGUCUGCGCCGUCCAGCAGCAGCAGCUCCGCGCCGUCAGCGUCCUCAUCGUCUGCACCGUCCAGCAGCAGCAGCUCCGCGCCGUCGGCGUCUUCGUCGUCUGCGCCGUCCAGCAGCAGCAGCUCCGCGCCGUCGGCGUCCUCGUCGUCUGCACCGUCCAGCAGCAGCUCCGCGCCGUCAGCGUCCUCGUCGUCUGCGCCGUCCAGCAGCAGCUCCGCGCCAUCGGCGUCUUCAUCGUCUGCACCGUCCAGCAGCAGCAGCUCCGCGCCGUCGGCGUCUUCGUCGUCUGCGCCGUCCAGCAGCAGCAGCUCCGCGCCGUCGGCGUCUUCGUCGUCUGCACCGUCCAGCAGCAGCAGCUCCGCGCCGUCAGCGUCCUCGUCGUCUGCGCCGUCCAGCAGCAGCAGCUCCGCGCCGUCGGCGUCCUCGUCGUCUGCACCGUCCAGCAGCAGCUCCGCGCCGUCGGCGUCUUCGUCGUCUGCACCGUCCAGCAGCAGCUCCGCGCCAUCGGCGUCUUCGUCGUCUGCGCCGUCCAGCAGCAGCUCCGCGCCGUCGGCGUCUUCGUCGUCUGCGCCGUCCAGCAGCAGCUCCGCGCCGUCGGCGUCCUCGUCGUCUGCGCCGUCCAGCAGCAGCUCCGCGCCAUCGGCGUCUUCGUCGUCUGCGCCGUCCAGCAGCAGCAGCUCCGCGCCGUCAGCGUCCUCGUCGUCUGCGCCGUCCAGCAGCAGCUCCGCGCCAUCGGCGUCUUCAUCGUCUGCACCGUCCAGCAGCAGCAGCUCCGCGCCGUCGGCGUCUUCGUCGUCUGCGCCGUCCAGCAGCAGCAGCUCCGCGCCGUCGGCGUCUUCGUCGUCUGCACCGUCCAGCAGCAGCAGCUCCGCGCCGUCAGCGUCCUCGUCGUCUGCGCCGUCCAGCAGCAGCAGCUCCGCGCCGUCGGCGUCCUCGUCGUCUGCACCGUCCAGCAGCAGCUCCGCGCCGUCGGCGUCUUCGUCGUCUGCACCGUCCAGCAGCAGCUCCGCGCCAUCGGCGUCUUCGUCGUCUGCGCCGUCCAGCAGCAGCUCCGCGCCGUCGGCGUCUUCGUCGUCUGCGCCGUCCAGCAGCAGCUCCGCGCCGUCGGCGUCCUCGUCGUCUGCGCCGUCCAGCAGCAGCUCCGCGCCAUCGGCGUCUUCGUCGUCUGCGCCGUCCAGCAGCAGCAGCUCCGCGCCGUCGGCGUCCUCGUCGUCUGCACCGUCCAGCAGCAGCUCCGCGCCGUCGGCGUCCUCGUCGUCUGCACCGUCCAGCAGCAGCUCCGCGCCAUCGGCGUCUUCAUCGUCUGCACCGUCCAGCAGCAGCAGCUCCGCGCCGUCGGCGUCUUCGUCGUCUGCGCCGUCCAGCAGCAGCAGCUCCGCGCCGUCGGCGUCUUCGUCGUCUGCACCGUCCAGCAGCAGCAGCUCCGCGCCGUCAGCGUCCUCGUCGUCUGCGCCGUCCAGCAGCAGCAGCUCCGCGCCGUCGGCGUCCUCGUCGUCUGCACCGUCCAGCAGCAGCUCCGCGCCGUCGGCGUCCUCGUCGUCUGCACCGUCCAGCAGCAGCUCCGCGCCAUCGGCGUCUUCGUCGUCUGCGCCGUCCAGCAGCAGCUCCGCGCCGUCGGCGUCUUCGUCGUCUGCGCCGUCCAGCAGCAGCUCCGCGCCAUCGGCGUCUUCGUCGUCUGCGCCGUCCAGCAGCAGCAGCUCCGCGCCGUCAGCGUCCUCGUCGUCUGCGCCGUCCAGCAGCAGCUCCGCGCCAUCGGCGUCUUCGUCGUCUGCGCCGUCCAGCAGCAGCUCCGCGCCGUCAGCGUCCUCGUCGUCUGCGCCGUCCAGCAGCAGCAGCUCCGCGCCGUCGGCGUCCUCGUCGUCUGCACCGUCCAGCAGCAGCUCCGCGCCAUCGGCGUCUUCGUCGUCUGCGCCGUCCAGCAGCAGCUCCGCGCCAUCGGCGUCCUCGUCGUCUGCGCCGUCCAGCAGCAGCAGCUCCGCGCCGUCAGCGUCCUCGUCGUCUGCGCCGUCCAGCAGCAGCUCCGCGCCAUCGGCGUCUUCGUCGUCUGCGCCGUCCAGCAGCAGCAGCUCCGCGCCGUCAGCGUCCUCGUCGUCUGCGCCGUCCAGCAGCAGCAGCUCCGCGCCGUCGGCGUCCUCGUCGUCUGCACCGUCCAGCAGCAGCAGCUCCGCGCCGUCGGCGUCCUCGUCGUCUGCACCGUCCAGCAGCAGCUCCGCGCCAUCGGCGUCUUCAUCGUCUGCACCGUCCAGCAGCAGCAGCUCCGCGCCGUCGGCGUCUUCGUCGUCUGCGCCGUCCAGCAGCAGCAGCUCCGCGCCGUCGGCGUCUUCGUCGUCUGCACCGUCCAGCAGCAGCAGCUCCGCGCCGUCAGCGUCCUCGUCGUCUGCACCGUCCAGCAGCAGCAGCUCCGCGCCGUCGGCGUCUUCGUCGUCUGCGCCGUCCAGCAGCAGCAGCUCCGCGCCGUCGGCGUCUUCGUCGUCUGCACCGUCCAGCAGCAGCAGCUCCGCGCCGUCGGCGUCCUCGUCGUCUGCGCCGUCCAGCAGCAGCAGCUCCGCGCCGUCGGCGUCCUCGUCGUCUGCACCGUCCAGCAGCAGCUCCGCGCCAUCGGCGUCUUCGUCGUCUGCGCCGUCCAGCAGCAGCUCCGCGCCAUCGGCGUCCUCGUCGUCUGCGCCGUCCAGCAGCAGCAGCUCCGCGCCGUCAGCGUCCUCGUCGUCUGCGCCGUCCAGCAGCAGCUCCGCGCCAUCGGCGUCUUCGUCGUCUGCGCCGUCCAGCAGCAGCAGCUCCGCGCCGUCAGCGUCCUCGUCGUCUGCGCCGUCCAGCAGCAGCAGCUCCGCGCCGUCGGCGUCCUCGUCGUCUGCGCCGUCCAGCAGCAGCAGCUCCGCGCCGUCGGCGUCCUCGUCGUCUGCACCGUCCAGCAGCAGCUCCGCGCCGUCGGCGUCCUCGUCGUCUGCACCGUCCAGCAGCAGCUCCGCGCCAUCGGCGUCUUCGUCGUCUGCGCCGUCCAGCAGCAGCUCCGCGCCGUCGGCGUCUUCGUCGUCUGCGCCGUCCAGCAGCAGCUCCGCGCCGUCGGCGUCCUCGUCGUCUGCGCCGUCCAGCAGCAGCAGCUCCGCGCCGUCGGCGUCCUCGUCGUCUGCACCGUCCAGCAGCAGCUCCGCGCCAUCGGCGUCUUCGUCGUCUGCGCCGUCCAGCAGCAGCAGCUCCGCGCCGUCGGCGUCUUCGUCGUCUGCGCCGUCCAGCAGCAGCAGCUCCGCGCCGUCGGCGUCUUCGUCGUCUGCACCGUCCAGCAGCAGCAGCUCCGCGCCGUCAGCGUCCUCGUCGUCUGCGCCGUCCAGCAGCAGCAGCUCCGCGCCGUCGGCGUCCUCGUCGUCUGCACCGUCCAGCAGCAGCUCCGCGCCGUCGGCGUCCUCGUCGUCUGCACCGUCCAGCAGCAGCUCCGCGCCAUCGGCGUCUUCGUCGUCUGCGCCGUCCAGCAGCAGCUCCGCGCCAUCGGCGUCUUCGUCGUCUGCGCCGUCCAGCAGCAGCAGCUCCGCGCCGUCAGCGUCCUCGUCGUCUGCGCCGUCCAGCAGCAGCAGCUCCGCGCCGUCGGCGUCCUCGUCGUCUGCACCGUCCAGCAGCAGCUCCGCGCCAUCGGCGUCUUCGUCGUCUGCGCCGUCCAGCAGCAGCUCCGCGCCGUCGGCGUCUUCGUCGUCUGCGCCGUCCAGCAGCAGCUCCGCGCCGUCGGCGUCCUCGUCGUCUGCGCCGUCCAGCAGCAGCUCCGCGCCAUCGGCGUCUUCGUCGUCUGCGCCGUCCAGCAGCAGCAGCUCCGCGCCGUCAGCGUCCUCAUCGUCUGCACCGUCCAGCAGCAGCAGCUCCGCGCCGUCGGCGUCUUCGUCGUCUGCACCGUCCAGCAGCAGCAGCUCCGCGCCGUCAGCGUCCUCAUCGUCUGCACCGUCCAGCAGCAGCUCCGCGCCGUCGGCGUCUUCGUCGUCUGCGCCGUCCAGCAGCAGCAGCUCCGCGCCGUCGGCGUCCUCGUCGUCUGCACCGUCCAGCAGCAGCUCCGCGCCCUCAUCGUCUUCGACCACGACUACCAUGGACCCCACACCGGACCCAGUGCUGCCGUCGUCCUCGUCAUCGUCGUCGCAUGCUGACACCUAUUUUUACGAUAGACUCUAUCUUCUUUGCCCGAACGCGGAGGAAACAGGCGUUGACAUGAUCUCUAUGCAUAAGAACGACAUCUGCUGCACUGAGUGGGAAGGCAGUGACCACAGCACUUCCUGUGGUGAUAAUAUCAAGAACUACUCGAAGGCAAUUGUGACUUGCAGCGGUGCUCUCGGUAGCCGAGGUUAUUUUUCAUGCUGCACGAGGGUCGGACCGAAUGGUGUCGGAGAGUUCCUUGGCACGCGCUGCCAGGAUUCUUCCGUGGAUGGCGUUGAAGGCCCGUUAACUCGUGGAACAUGGUGGAAUCUCCGAACGAGCAGCGGCCGUCUAUGGGUGACGCUUGCAUCCGUGAUUGCGAUUGCUGUGAUGUCGACUUGA